Haemorhous mexicanus (house finch) is the source of this 1628-nucleotide messenger RNA. Its product is annotated as C-type lectin domain family 2 member B-like. The record is from RefSeq and is a predicted model, not a curated record. Lineage: Eukaryota; Metazoa; Chordata; Aves; Passeriformes; Fringillidae. The coding region runs from base 16 to 735 and encodes 239 amino acids. The transcript has 6 exons.
CGGUCUCGUUGCCGCAUGCUACUGAGCCAAAACCCCGCCCGCAGCCCGGCUCUGACGGGCCGGUGGAACGAGCGGCAGCGUCAGAGGCGGGUGUGCCUGAACCGGUCCACCGGCGGCGUGCCACUCCGAACUGGCGGCGACUGCAGCCCAGGGUGCCAUCAGUGCCGGUGUAAAGCUGUUCCCGAGGCCGAGCUCCCAAAGGAUCUGCCAGCACUCCUGAUGUCAACGAAACAAGGUGAAUGGUUCAGGUCCCAUCCCGUGGGCACAGCGGCGCUGCUGAUUCUGCUGCUGCUGGUGCUGGUGCUGGCUUUGGGGGUGGCCUUGGCUGUGCUGGCAGCAGCCCCACAGAUUCCAGUUCCACCUGCGACUCCGCUGUCGAUUCUGGGCUGUCCCCAUGGCUGGGUUGGGUACAAGGGGGUCUGCUACUACUUCUCAAGGGAUUACGGCACCUGGGAGCAGGGUCAGGAACGGUGCUCCCAGCUCAAUGCCUCCCUGGCCAUUGCCAAGGAUGAGGAGGCCAUGGAUUUGCUCUUCCGCCUCUGCAAGAACGGCGUUUUCUGGCUUGGGCAACAGCCUGAGAGUGUGCAGCAGGGGGACGGCAGCAGCUACAGCUCCCGGGUUCCUGUCCUCGGCAAUUCCCAGUGUGUGUACCUGGCUGACGGGAAUAGAUUCUGGAGUGACAACUGUUCAAAUCGGUGGCGGUAUCUCUGCAGCAAGGCCCCAGCUCCCCUGUAAUUGGGGCUGCAGAAAGGACCUUCUCCACGCUGGGCAGUGCCAGCUUCACCUCUGAGCCCAGCACAGGGCUGCCCUUCCUCAGCUGCACCCUGUGCCUUGCACUUCCUCUCAGGGUCACCUCAGUGCCUCUUCAUCCCCAGUGCCAGCGCUGGGCUGGGGGUGCAAAGGAAAAGUCACUCCAAUCCAUCCUGCCCCCGAUGCUGCCUGGAGUCAGGGCGUUGGCUUGUUACAUGUGGGAAACAGGGCUCACAAUUUCAGAUUUAAAGUUUAUGAAGGGAUAAAAGGGAUGAAAUCCCACCUUGGCAUGCUUGACUUUUUGCACACAGUUAAUCUCUCUUUUCCAUAUACUGUUACAUUAUAGGGGAACAUGCAUAUUCACAAGCGUUUAUAAAACAUUUCUUUGUGUUAACAUGUUCUUUUCUUUGGUUUUAACCUUUGACUUGUCUUCAUGCCAUCUUUUUGAUUAAACUAAUAUGGUUUAUUUUUUUGUUGUGGUUAUAUCUUGUUAUAUUUUCUCUCCCUGAUAACCAGAGUCAAUGAAUUCUUUUUCUUUCAGUGCUCUGGUUUCUGUUUGUGUUAUCUUGUCUUUCAGAUAAGAAAGUCCCUGAAUGUUGAAAAUCACUUUAUAAUUUUACACCAUUUUCUGAGUUAGUUACAUGAACCAAUCAUUUCAACAUUUUACAGUCUCUAUUAUGCUAUGUUCUAAGAUAGCAUAUAUGACAAUACUAUUUACAAAAGCUGUUUGUUGCAUUACUAAAUUGACAGAUUAUACUCUAUCAAAAGCAGUAAAUACACUUUUUACUACAUCAGGAUUUUUUUGAACAAUAAAUAUUUGCAAAACAAAACGUAAUACAUAAAUGUGAAAGUUAAUAAAGUCAAUACAUAAAUGCCAA